ACCCUAAUAAUUAAGCAGCCUACACGUGUUCUUCCUUCACCACCCCCACAUCUCAUGUCACGUCAUCUCAUGAUGCACCCUCUUCUUUAUCUCUCUCUCUCUCUCUCUCUGAGAACGAGUGUUUAAUUUUGCUUUGAGAUUGAGAAAUCGGCCGGUCGGCGAUGGAUUUGAUUGACUCGGUGCUGAACUUUGUGGUGCCGCCGGCGAGCCUGGUGAUGCUGGCCGUUUCGUGGCCUGCGCUGUCUUUCCUGGGCGCAGGCCAGAGGUUUUUCAGUUCCUUUUUCAGUGAAGACAUGGAAGACAGAGUGGUCAUCGUCACCGGAGUUUCAUCUGGCAUUGGGGAGAAAAUUGCAUAUGAAUAUGCAAAGAGGAGAGCCAAUCUUGUAUUGGUUGCUCGAAGAGAGAAUAGGCUGCGAGCUAUCAGUGAGAAUGCCAGAAGGAUGGGCGCAAAGCAUGUGCUGAUAACAGCAGCCGACGUUGUUAAAGAAGGAGAAUGCCGGAGAUUUGUCAAUGAUACCAUGAAUUUCCACGUGGAUCAUCUUGUAAACACCGCAAGUCUGGGGCACACGUUCUACUUUGAGGAAGCUGCAGACACAUCUGUGUUCCCCAUUUUGAUGGACAUAAACUUUUGGGGAAAUGUUUAUCCUACAUAUGUUGCUCUGCCUUAUCUACGGCAAUUCCAUGGCUGAAUCAUAGUCAAUGCAUCAGUGGAAGACUGGUUGCCCUUGCCGAGAAUGAGCCUGUACGCUGCAGCCAGGGCAGCUCUCAUAAACUUCUACGAGACGCUGAGGUUUGAAGUUAAAGACGAGGUUGGAGUAACGGUUGCGACUCAUGGUUGGGUUGGGACGGAGAUAAGCAGCUGCAAGUUCAUGGUGGAAGAGGGUGCAGAGACACAGUGGAAGGAAGAAAGAGAAGCAAAUGCAGCCGGUGGGGCUGUGGAGGAGUACGCCAGGUUGAUCGUAGCAGGCGCCUGCAGAGGCGAUGCCUAUGUCAAGUGCCCGAGUUGGCACGAUGUCUUCAUGCUUUAUCGGCAUUUGCUUCUGGCCAACCAUGGCGCCAGAACUACUUCCACUGGAAGACCGCUUCCCAAGGCGGCGGUUCCUCCUCCGCGCAAGCUUCUCGCAGCUCCUCAGCAGUAGCAGAAAACUGAAAACGACAGCAAAAGCAAUAAGACUGUUUACAGCCAACUGGUGCAUAUGUUUAGUUUGUGUGGUAGAAUGUUUCAAACCAGACUGAGAAUUGCAUCAAUUCUGUGUUGAUUAUGUUAAUUCGUGAUAUCAUUGAUUAGACAUCCCAUAUGCCAUGCCUGCACCAAAAUGGAAUUUCUAUUGUAAGAGUAUUUUAAAAGAUCAUACACAGACUUAAAACACAAACAAGAAAAA
This is a messenger RNA of Diospyros lotus (date-plum), 1382 nucleotides long. Its product is annotated as 11-beta-hydroxysteroid dehydrogenase B. The record is from RefSeq and is a predicted model, not a curated record. NCBI's taxonomy places the organism in Eukaryota, Viridiplantae, Streptophyta, Magnoliopsida, Ericales, Ebenaceae.